CGUUUGGCAAUAGUGAAGCUUUUGCUAGGGUUUCUCUCUCUUCUUCUUCUGUGUUUUCUGUUUCUUCUAGGGUUUUGGACCUACAACUUUUUUGGCUUAAAAUUUUACCAAUUUCGAUCUCUUACCUUCCAUUUUUUACCUUCCAUUUAUUUCAUGCCUACGAGAUUCGAGCCUCUGGGGAUUUGAUUGUUUCUUUUGAAGCCAAGUGAGGUUCUACUUUUGCUGCUGUUCUACUCUCUUGAAGGCUAUGCAGGAGAUUUUUUAUUUUUUAUUUGGCUGCUAGGGGAGAUCAUUAGAGAUUGACACUAUCUGUGAUGUUUGUGGAGAUAAUCCAUAAAGAAGAGGACGGAUUACUGUUACCAACAUGCAUUUCACUAAGCUUGACGAUUCUCCUAUGUUCCGUAAGCAGUUGCACUCUCUUGAGGAAAGUGCUGAAUCACUGAGGGAAAGAAGUUUAAAGUUUUACAAGGGUUCCCGAAAGUACACGGAAGGGCUUGGAGAGGGAUAUGAUGGGGACAUUGCUUUUGCUAGUUCUCUAGAAGCAUUCGGCGGAGGGCACAACGAUCCUAUCAGUGUGGCUUUUGGAGGUCCUGUGAUGACAAAAUUUACAAUUGCACUGCGGGAAAUAGGAACAUACAAGGAAGUUCUCAGGUCUCAGGUUGAGAACAUGCUGAAUGAUCGGCUACUACAGUUUGUCAAUAUGGAUUUGCAAGAUGUAAAGGAAGCAAGGAAACGUUUUGAUAAGGCUAGCCUUAUUUAUGACCAGGCUCGUGAAAAAUUUCUGUCCUUGAGGAAAGGUACCAAGAGUGAUGUAGCAAUAAUGCUGGAGGAGGAGCUCCACAAUGCAAGGACUGCAUUUGAGCAAGCUCGCUUUAGCCUGGUUACUGCUUUGUCAAAUGUUGAAGCUAAAAAGAGGUUUGAAUUUUUGGAAGCAGUUAGCGGAACAAUGGAUGCUCAUUUACGUUACUUCAAGCAGGGGUAUGAACUUUUGCAUCAAAUGGAGCCAUAUAUUAAUCAGGUCUUGACCUAUGCACAGCAAUCAAGAGAAAGGUCCAACUAUGAACAGGCUGCCCUUAAUGAAAGGAUGCAGGAGUAUAAAAGGCAGGUUGACAGAGAGAGCAAAUGGUCUUCAAAUGGUUCUCCUAUUGGCAAUGGCCUACAGGCUGUGGGGAGAAGUUCACACAAAAUGAUCGAGGCUGUCAUGCAGUCUGCUGCUAAGGGAAAGGUUCAAACUAUUAGACAAGGUUAUCUUUCAAAACGGUCUUCAAAUCUGAGAGGUGACUGGAAAAGAAGGUUUUUUGUUCUUGAUAGCAGAGGAAUGCUUUACUAUUAUCGCAAGCAGACAAGCAAACCAUCUGGAUCUGGCACCCAACUUUCAGGUCAGAGGAAUAGUUCUGAAUUUGGCUCUGGACUUCUCAGUCGUUGGCUUUCUUCUUCACAUCACAAUGGUGGUGGUGGAGUACAUGAUGAAAAAUCUGUUGCUCAUCAUACUGUGAACCUAUUAACUUCCACAAUUAAAGUUGAUGCUGAUCAGACAGACCUGAGAUUUUGCUUCAGGAUUAUAUCACCAACAAAGAAUUACACUUUGCAGGCAGAAAGCGCCUUAGAUCAAAUGGAUUGGAUUGAGAAAAUAACUGGAGUGAUCGCUUCAUUACUAAGCUCGCAGGCUCCUGAACGGUGUUUGUCUAUCAGCCCCAUGGGAAGUGGUCAUCAUCGGUCCAUUAGUGAAAGUAGUUCAUUUGAGAGUUCAGACUUUGAUCAUACAACAACAGAUGAUUACACAUCUGAAAGACCAUUAAGAGCUUCACUUCUGCAACGCCAUUGUCCUAAAACUGAGAAGCCAAUCGAAGUGUUGCAGAAAGUAUGUGGCAAUGAAAAGUGUGCUGAUUGUGGAGCCCCUGAGCCAGACUGGGCCUCCUUAAAUCUUGGGGUUCUUGUCUGUAUCGAAUGUUCAGGUGUGCACCGUAACAUGGGUGUGCACGUAUCAAAGGUAAGAUCAUUGACACUUGAUGUUAAAGUGUGGGAGCCUUCUGUGAUAAAUUUGUUUCAGUCCCUGGGCAAUACUUUUGCUAACUCAGUAUGGGAGGAAUUAAUGCAAUCAAGAAGUGGAUUUUCCAAGGAGCUUACCCUGACGAGUUCUCAUAGAUCUGAUAAACAACAACAGCACUUCAUAAGCAAGCCAAGUUAUUCUGAUUCCAUUUCAAUGAAGGAGAGAUUCAUUCAUGCAAAGUACGCUGAUAAGAUCUUUGUGCGGAAACAAAAAGACAAUCAUGCAACAGCUCAACAGAUGUGGGAUGCUGUAUGCAAUAACGACAAGAAAGCUGUGUACCGACUAAUAGUCUGUUCUGAGGCAGACGUGAAUACAGUUUACGAGCCAGCAUCUUGUGAAACAUUAACACUUGAGAAAGUAAUGCUCUUGCAAGACCACAACAAGCUGAAUCCCGAAUUUUGUAUCCUAACUGGCGAAACAUCAGAGACCUCCUCAUUCAGCUAUACUAUAGGGGUUACAAGUGAAGGCGAAGAAUUGAGGGACGAACAUAAUGGAUGUUCCUUGCUUCACCUUGCUUGCGAAACUUCAGACAUUGGAAUGCUAGAGCUUCUCUUACAGUAUGGUGCAAAUAUAAAUGCAGUUGACUCCAGAGGUCAGACUCCACUCCAUUGUUGCAUUAUUGUGGGCAAUCCUUCCUUUGUGAAGCUUCUUUUGGCAAGAGGAGCAGAUCCACAGGCUGUUACCCGUGAAGGUAAAAACCCAUAUGAAAUUGCCAUUGAAUCAAACUUUAACGACAAUGAGAUUGUUUCGCUUUUGUCUGAUUCCAAUGGAUAGUAACUUAGGCAACAACUAUUAUUCGUGUAUAAUUAUUUUCCAUGAAGCCUUCUUCUUCUCUAUCUGGGUAUUUAAGUUUUAAGGGUUUUCUAAAAGGCAGUUGUAGGAAUUGGUUUCCAUGGAAUGUGUAGAGAAAGGAAUGGUAUGGUAUGGUAUGGUCUUUUGAGGUUAAAAAGAGCUUGUAUGAGUCGGGUCGGGUCUCUUAUGUAAUUUUGUUUCCCAUUUGUGUGUGUUUCGGGUAUUCAUGUUUUAAAUUAAUGGGGAGGAGGGGUUGAGAGUUUUCAAGCUCAUUAAAUUAUUUGUAUAUCGUGUGAAUCAGCUCUUAUGGUUAUAAAAAAAUUAUUAUAUUAUUUGA
This is a messenger RNA of Impatiens glandulifera, 3179 nucleotides long. RefSeq names its product ADP-ribosylation factor GTPase-activating protein AGD3. The record is from RefSeq and is a predicted model, not a curated record. NCBI's taxonomy places the organism in Eukaryota, Viridiplantae, Streptophyta, Magnoliopsida, Ericales, Balsaminaceae. Gene Ontology annotation, molecular function: protein binding; GTPase activator activity. The transcript is spliced from 20 exons. Gene Ontology annotation, cellular component: cytoplasm. Bases 365 to 2824 code for a protein of 819 amino acids.